AUGGCUGAACCAGAUUCCACUACCCCACGCUACGACCCCUCCAUCUAUGAUACCCCCUUUUCCAAACUACCAAACCCUAAACGAGUAUGGAUAGGAGAGCCUGGAUCCGCCCUUGAGGGUAUAGGUCGUCUCUCCCUUCUCACACAAGAAGUAGUCUCCUCGGCGGCAGCUUCAGAGAUUAAAACGGGCAAAAGAGUAGGUCUCGGAUGGGACAUGACCAAAUUGGAGUAUUCACAAUUUGGACGACAAAAGUGUGGGCAUAAGAUUAUUCCACUAAACGGGCCUGGUGGAAGCGGCUAUGGGGCAUGUUUUGAUGAUGUUUAUCAUAUGAAUCCUCAGCAAAGUAGUCAGUGGGAUGGCUUCCGUCACUACUCCCAGCCACGAAAUCCUUCCGAUCCCUCUACAUCUCAAGAUCGAGUUUUCUACGGUGGCACUACCAAGGACGAAAUCAUGGAUACAUCGAACCAUCGCAUCGGACUGCAGCAUUGGGCACCCGAAGGAAUUGCCGGCCGUGGUAUCCUAAUCGAUUACGCUCACUGGUGUACUCAACAAUCUUCACCCAUCAAGUACACCAACUUUUCCCUCCACAACAUCCCCUUCCAAACCCUCCUCGCCAUCCUCACCGAACAAAACAUAACCCCUCAACGCGGCGACAUCCUCUUCAUCCGCAUGGGUGUAAUCCUCGAAUGGGAUAGCUUCACCGAUUCUCAAAAACAAGACUAUGCCUCUCAAAGCACUCCUGAGCAUGCUGGCGUUGAACCUAGUCUGGAAUUAUUGGAGUGGUUAUGGGAUAGUGGGAUAUCGGCGGUGGCGGGUGAUGCUAUAAGUUGGGAGGUAUACCCUACGCAGGGAGAGAUUAGCUGUCAUGAAUAUUUGCUCGGAGGAUGGGGAAUGCCAAUUGAAAUACGACCUAAUGCAACUAUGGGCCACUGUGCUCUGUCUACCCUUCAGCCACUUCCGCACAGCCCAUAUCCUGAAGGCCUUAAAUGGAAUGAUCGGAUUGAGAGAUUGUACAGGAUGGCAGGUGAUGAUGGAAUUGGCUCACAGCCACGAACCUUUUUCAUCAGCCUCCAGGUUGAUCAAUACGACCCACUUACACUUAGCCCCAACCCGGAAAAGACAGAUUGGCAAGUAGCAUUGAUCAGGUUAAGUAACGAUCAAAUUGACCUAACGCAACUCUGGGCCACCACCCCUCUAGCUCCCCCGCUUCAAUCUCCAUCUCGAACUCCCCGAAGGGAUUACGGGUCAAGGUCCCAUUCUCCGCCUGCCGCUGCCGUCUUCUUCAUCCCCAGCCCCCCGAAGGGAGCGGAGUCGGAAGACAGCAUUGGAAGGCGUAGACAUGGAAGCCUUGGCCUAGCGCAAUAUUGA
Molecule: messenger RNA, 1368 nt
Organism: Sclerotinia borealis F-4128
Lineage: Eukaryota; Fungi; Ascomycota; Leotiomycetes; Helotiales; Sclerotiniaceae
Source: the annotation of a GenBank genome assembly